AUGAAUGUGUGUUUUUGUUUGUGUGUAAUAAAGAUGGAAAAGGACAGUGAUAAGAAGUUUACUGCUGAAUUAAUAUAAUUUACAUGUGAUGAUACUCAAUUUUGUCUUCUUAGGUUUCACUAAAGUCAUGGUCGUACUGCUGCAACAGCAGCUCCUCCAGGUUUGCAACAGAAAAUCUGUUUGCCGUGACUUUAGGACAGCUAUCCAUGCAACAUCCAUUUAGAGGACCGAUGACAACCCAGCCCCAUUUGGUUAUAACUGCGUGUGGCCAUCUCCUUGGCUGUUAACCACUUCCCACGGUUCUAAAGCCUUUGGAACAUUGCUGCCAAUCAACAACUCCAGACUUUAAGAAGGUUCACUUCCCUAAGGUAAGGAAAUCUAGAGAGAGAUCAUCAUUGGUGGGAAUGCUACUUGUGUCUACUGGCAUGCUUUCCUGAGUGUAUACUUCUGGUAAUGCAAUAAAGUAGUUCUCAUCUACAGCAGAGAUAUCUAACCCUGUGAUGAUGUCCGCUCAAUAAGAAAUAAACUGGAUGAGAUCAGACUAUGACUCACAGCACAGAGGACGUUGACAAGCUGCUGCUGCAUGAUUUUCACGGAGACAUGGUUAGACAGCACCACACCAGACGCAGCUAUCCAGCUAGCAGGCCGCACCGUCUACCGGGCCGACAGAACAGCUGACUCGGGUAAGAAGUCCGGUGGCGGUCUGUGUGUAUUCUUAAAUAACUGCUGGUGCACAAACGCAAGCAUUGUCGAAAAGUAUUGCUGCCCCGAACUGGAACUUAUGCUUCUGAAGUGCAGGCCCUUCUACUUACCGAGGGAGUUUGGCAUUGUUUUCAUCUGUGCUGUUUACAUCCCUCCGGACGCUAAUGCUAAACUAGCAUUAGCACAGCUACAUGUCUACAUAAGUAAAAGACUGGCCACACACCCAGACAGCGCCUUCAUUGUAACAGGAGAUUUUAACCGAGCUAAUCUCAGAUCUGUGCUCCCCACAUUCCAUCCAAACGUGACCUGUGCAACAAGAGGCAGUGUGACACUAGACCAGGUGUACACUAAUGUUGUUAAGGCUUACAAAGUACAGUCUGACUCCCACCUAGGCCUGUCUGACCACCUCUCGCUGUUCCUGUACCCCUCAUACCAACAAAGAAUAAAAGCGACAAGGCCUGCCACCAAGUCCAUAACAGUGUGGAAUGAGGAUACCAUCCCUCAGCUGCAGGACUGUUUUGACAGCACGGACUGGACAAUAUUUAACAGCCUGGAAGCUCCUGUUGACCCAAAAAGGGCACUGGAGGAAUACACAUCUUCAGCUAUGGACUACAUCAACUUCUGCGUGAACAAUGUCACAAGAAGGAGGACUGUGAGAGUGUUCCCCAACCAAAAGCCAUGGAUGUGCAGAGAGGUGCGUACACUAUUAAAGGCCAGAGACAGAUCAGGUGAUGCACCAGCGUACAGCGUAGCCAGGGCAGCACUGAGGAGAGGCAUAAAAUCUGCAAAAGCCAAGCACAGGCAACGUGUUGAGCAACUUUUCCACACUCACACCAAUCCGAGACAAGUAUGGGAGGGAAUAAGGGCAAUCUCGGACUACAAAGGGACUGCGUCAUCCCCCCCGUCCAGCUGUGCUACCCUGUCUGAAGAGCUGAAUCAGUUCUAUGCACGGUUCGACAGGGACAACACUGGUCAGCUGCCUCUGCCCCUACCCUCUGACGCUGCUGCACCCACUCUGAGCACCCACGAGGUCAGACUCUGCUUGAAAACCAUCAACCCCAGGAAAGCGGCAGGACCAGAUGGUGUGGCAGGCCGCGUACUAAGGAAUUGCGGGGACCAGCUGACAGAGGUUUUUACAGACAUUUUUAACCGCUCUCUAGCCCUUUCACAUGUCAAAGCAUCAACCAUCAUACCUGUGCCAAAAAAGACUGCAGUCACAUGCCUGAACGACUAUAGGCCAGUGGCUCUCACCCCCAUACCUGCUAAAUGUUUGGAAAGGCUGGUCAUGAAACACAUAAGAGGCAUCACACCAGCUUCCUUUGACCAACACCAAUUUGCCUACAAAGCGAACAGAUCUACAGAGGAUGCAGUAGCCCUGCUGCUUCACACUGCACUGGAGCACCUGGAGCUAAAUAACACUUACAUCCGUAUUCUAUUUAUAGACUAGACUAUUUAUAGACUAGACUAAUUCUGCUUUCAAUACGAUCCUUCCAGGAAAACUCAUCUCCAAACUUCAGGAGUUAAACCUCAGUGCUACACUGUGUAACUGGGUAUUGGACUUCCUGACCAAUCGCACACAGAGAGUACAACUGGGGAAGCACCACUCUUCGAAUUUGACCAUCAGCACUGGCGCCCCACAAGGUUGCGUGCUCAGCCCACUAUUAUACACUCUCUACACCCAUGACUGUACUCCCUCCUGCCCAUCCAUCUACAUCAAAUUUGCAGAUGACACAACAGUGCUUGGCCUCAUCUCCAACAACGAUGAGGCUGCCUACAGGCAAGAAGUGGGAAACCUGGCAGCCUGGUGUUCUGAGCACAACCUCAGUCUCAACUUAAAGAAAACAAAAGAGAUGAUCAUUGACUUCCAGAAGUCUGCUCAGCACAAUCACCAUCUCCCACUCUACAUCAACGGGGAAGAGGUUGAGCGAGUCACCUCUUUUAAGUUUCUGGGUCUAACGCUGACGGAGG
Messenger RNA from Clupea harengus (Atlantic herring), 2670 nucleotides. RefSeq lists its product as uncharacterized. The record is from RefSeq and is a predicted model, not a curated record. The coding region runs from base 584 to 2149 and encodes 521 amino acids. Lineage: Eukaryota; Metazoa; Chordata; Actinopteri; Clupeiformes; Clupeidae. The transcript is spliced from 2 exons.